UUUAAAUUUAAGUGGUUCAAAAUCGCAAAUAAAGAAUUUUUAGAGGUAUAGAAUACGAAAGAGUCAUUUAUCUCACACUUCAUCGAUACAUAAACCGUGUACUCACGCACUACGGUUACUCAAUCUGCCCAUCGCUGCUAUAUGUAAUGGAGAUUACAUAUCUUUAUUUAUGAGUAGCAAGAUCAGUCGUUUGUGCGCAUGGAUGACGAGUAAGACUAACUAGCAAGAGUGGCGCGAUCUGCAAUUUUCGAGUAUUUUCAAAUAGCGUAGACUUAACAUUUCGCAAAACCGGCACAGAACAACUUACUGUUAAAACAGUUUGCAGUCGUCAGUCUGUAAAAAAAAAGAUUUUUCUCUUUCUAUAAAUUUCACUAAUACAUUUUUUUUAACGAGGCAUCGAUAGGGAAGGGAACAUCUUUAUUAUUAAAGCAAUAGCUUGAUUCUUGUGGAAAUAUACUUCUUUUAAUUUACGUUCUUAUACUUGACGAUUAAAUAUGUCUAUUUCCGAUCAUGAAGCUAAUUAUACUCCGACUAAAUGGAGCAAAAGAUUUGAUCAAAUGCGUAUAUUGGUGCAACAUUACAAAUUGGCUAAAAAUGUAACUGAAAAUUCUCGUAAAAAUUUGGAAUGCGAACUGGAUAUUGCAUAUGGAACAACAGAUCGAACUAAAUAUGAUAUAUUUGGCACCGAUUUACCAAAAGACGCUCCAUUAUUUGUAUUUAUUCAUGGAGGUUAUUGGCAAGAAGGCAGCAAAGACACAGCUGCAUUUGCGGCUCCUGUUUUUACUCGCAAAGGGGUCAAAGUUGUUACUAUCGGUUAUGAUUUAUGUCCCCACGUUAAUUUUGAGGAUAUAAUGUCACAAAUAAAAAUGGCAGUGGAACAAAUAUUGAAAUUCGCUUUCAGUCUUGGUAGUCGGGGUGUUUGGAUUUCUGGUCAUAGUGCUGGUGCACAUUUAGCUUCAAGUCUUUUGUUUGAUCAAUUAUGGAUGGAAAAAAUGGCAGAAAAAGGAUGUUUAAGCUUAUUAAAAGGCAUUGUAUUAAUAAGCGGGAUAUAUAAUUUAAACCAGCUGGUUAAUACUACUAUUAUUAACAAUUUGAAACUAACAAAAGACGAAAUCAAGGCAUACAGUUUGACUACUUUAGAUAUCAAAAACAAUAAGCCAAUUCAAGGAUUAAAAGUUAUUGUAACUGUUGGAGAAUGUGAAUCACCGGGAUUCAUUAAUGAAUCACGAGAAUGUGUUCAAAAACUUAUUACAGUAGUGGACAACGUUCAAUAUAUUUUACUUCGAGAUAAUAUCGAUCACUUUAAUAUCGUUGAAAAUUUUACAGAUGAAGAAUUUAUUUUAACAAAAGUGAUACUGAAUUCUAUAUUUUAUAAUUCAUGAUAAAAAGAAAUUGUACAAGUGUUAUGUCAAUAACACACUGAAUGUUAAAAAAAAAAUAUUAAAAAGUACAGUGAAAAUAUUUAACAUAUAAAAACCAUACAUACGUCUUUGUUUAUAAAAAAAUUUAUUCAAUGUA
Megachile rotundata (alfalfa leafcutting bee) is the source of this 1518-nucleotide messenger RNA. It is a transcript of the gene KFase, whose product is annotated as kynurenine formamidase. NCBI's taxonomy places the organism in Eukaryota, Metazoa, Arthropoda, Insecta, Hymenoptera, Megachilidae. The record is from RefSeq and is a predicted model, not a curated record. Gene Ontology annotation, molecular function: arylformamidase activity.